AUGGAAAAGGAAGGCAACGUAUAUGUGACACGUGACCAUGCCAAGCUUUCAAUCCCCAAGAAAAAAGUCGCUCCGGAUCUCAGCAUUGCCAACCCCAGUUUCCAAUUCGGAGACAAUCACACCAUGAUGCUUCCCAGGCUUUUGACGCCUCUCCGGUCUUUGGGCAGAGCAAUCUCCUGCCCAUCAGCACAAUUAACUCGCCUACCGCAACAAUCAACACCACAAUUACUACCGCGGACGUUCUCCGCUUCGACAACUCCCUCAAUUCUCACGAACCUUCCCCGAUUCUCUCUCUCUCUCUCCCAGGUACGAUACGCCUCCCACUCUGCCCAAGGAGCCGCAAACAAACACUCCCGUGACCCCGCCGGAAAACGACUCGGCGCGAAACGCACAGGCGGCGAGUACGUUGUCCCGGGAUGCAUCAUCUUCCGACAACGUGGGACCAAGUGGUGGCCCGGCGAGAACUGCGCCAUGGGACGUGAUCACACCAUCUACGCUACGGAAUCAGGAUACGUGCGCUACUACCUUGACCCGGAGCGUCACCCGGACCGGAAGUACAUCGGUGUUGUCUUUGAAAAAGACGGAAAGCUGCCUACGCCAAGGAAUGCGCCGACGCGCCGCAAGUUGAACCGGGUUGCCGUGCCCAUGAUGACGCAGGUUGAGGAAACUCAGUCGGAUCUGACGGUCGUCACAGGUGACAACGUUGGGACGGUCGUUGGGGCUGUCGCGAGUGUGGAUGCUGGCGCUGGCACGCAGCUGCGCCCUGGAUACAUGUGGCGCGAGGCGAACUGGCAGAUCGGUCGUGCUGCUGAGAAAGCGGGAAUUACUGCUAGGCCACACAAGCGAAAGAACAGAUGGCUGGCUUGGAGAAAGAGACAGGCUAGGGCCGAGAGGGCUGCCCAGAUGAAGAGCUUGAAGAACAAGAAGAAGUCGUCAAAGAAGGCCAAGCGAUGA
Aspergillus nidulans FGSC A4 is the source of this 954-nucleotide messenger RNA. RefSeq names its product mitochondrial 54S ribosomal protein YmL2. Gene Ontology annotation, cellular component: mitochondrion; ribosome. Bases 1 to 954 code for a protein of 317 amino acids. Gene Ontology annotation, molecular function: structural constituent of ribosome. The record is from RefSeq and is a predicted model, not a curated record. The transcript has 2 exons. NCBI's taxonomy places the organism in Eukaryota, Fungi, Ascomycota, Eurotiomycetes, Eurotiales, Aspergillaceae. Gene Ontology annotation, biological process: translation.